AACAGCUCCACGACGAACUCCAACCAUAACCAACGUCGAAACAAUUUUAUCUCCAAAUACCCUAAUCAACCGCAACAAAUCAAACAACCAAUCCACCGAUUACUCCCAAUCAAUCUCUAUCCAAUUCAAACUACUCAGCCCUAAUCCUCGAAAUCGGUUUACCCGCCAAUUGUUUGCAGGGAUCAUCCCCAUUUCUUCACCCCUCCAUUGAUAAUCGAAGGGUUCGUUUGAUUCCUUGAUUUUUCUUCAAGAAAAGAGGAGGAGGAAGGAUAAAGGUCGUGCCUUUUUCUGUUUCAUGGUCGAUUCGAUGGCGAAUUACGAGUUCUCGGGCACACCUAGAUUACCUCUCUUCAGCCGGUCCCUCACCAUGCACGCGGUGGAGCCGCCCCCGCCCAGCCACCAGUCUCCGCUCGAGCGCGCCGGGUCGGUGAAACGGCCCUCCCGAUCUUUUGAUUUCUUCAAAGGAAAGGUGGGCAAGCUCCGGAAUUUGUUGGAGUCCCCGAAAUCUUCGUCCCCGUGGGACGACGAGCCGCAAGCGCUCGCACAAUUCCCCUCGAGGCUGAAACCCGCUAGGUCGGUCUGUUCUAGCUUUGAUAAGGGCUUCUCGAUCAGAUUACCUGGGACGGAGGACAGAAUAGUGGUGUUCUUCACGAGCCUGCGGGGGAUCCGGAGGACUUUCGAGGAUUGUUAUGCUGUGAGGAUGAUCUUUAGGGGGUUGAGGGUUUCGGUCGACGAGAGGGACGUGUCGAUGGAUAUGGCUUAUAGGAAGGAGUUGCAGAGUGUGUUGGGUGAGAAAAGUGUAUCUUUGCCUCAGGUCUUUAUUAGAGGGAAGUACGUUGGUGGAGCUGAUUUGAUCAAGCAACUAUAUGAGACUGGCGAGUUGGCGCAAAUCCUCAGUGGGUUCCCCAGGAGGUUCCCCGGGAUUGUCUGUCAUUCCUGCGGGGAUGUGAGGUUCGUGCCCUGUUCGAAUUGCAGCGGAAGCAGGAAGGUGUUUGAUGAGGAUGAAGGGAUCCUUAAGAGGUGCUUGGAAUGCAACGAAAACGGGCUUGUCCGGUGCUCUGAUUGCUGCUGAUUGCCUAAUGACGAAAUCUUCUUCGUUUGAGUCAUGAUGUGGUUUAUUCGUUUGGUUGCAUCCUGCAGGGUUGAGAUCGGAUGGGAUCCCUCUCGGGUCAAUUUCUUUUUCUUUCUUUAUUUCCCUUCUUUGUGGAGUCAUAUCUGCUAUUGGAGUUGAUGUUCAUCAUCUCUUUGAACAGUUUUAGAUCUUUAGAGGAGGCAAGUGUAUGGAAUGUAUGUAAUAUUAUCUGGCUACUCGUGUUCAUUUGAUGUAUAGGGAGAUUGUAAAUAUUGUGAACAUACAAACCGUGGAAUAUGAUGCAAAUGAUGUUUAUAAUGUAUUGUAAUUAUAAACGGGGCUUAUUUAUUGAUCCCUA
Messenger RNA from Punica granatum (pomegranate), 1430 nucleotides. Lineage: Eukaryota; Viridiplantae; Streptophyta; Magnoliopsida; Myrtales; Lythraceae. The record is from RefSeq and is a predicted model, not a curated record.